Molecule: messenger RNA, 3333 nt
Organism: Penicillium malachiteum
Lineage: Eukaryota; Fungi; Ascomycota; Eurotiomycetes; Eurotiales; Aspergillaceae
Gene: hmg1
Product: HMG-CoA reductase
Exons: 5
Biological process (GO): ergosterol biosynthetic process; coenzyme A metabolic process; isoprenoid biosynthetic process
Cellular component (GO): peroxisomal membrane; endoplasmic reticulum membrane
Molecular function (GO): hydroxymethylglutaryl-CoA reductase (NADPH) activity; protein binding
Source: RefSeq, a predicted model, not a curated record
CGUCUUCAACAGUCGUCUCUACACCGCUCCCACCAAGGUUGUCAACAUGGCGACCUCCCUCAUCUCCAACCGAUUGCGCUCCAGGAGGAAUCCCAGGAUGUCGAACCGAGCUGGAUCCGUCGCCAGGUUACUUCUGGACUACAGGCCAUCUCGCGCCGAGCCUGUGUACACCCUAUUCACACAAUUGUUGUGAUUGCUUUACUGGCUAGUACGACCUACGUGGGUCUGCUGGAAGGUAGUCUUUUGGAUACCAAGAACCCCCGGGAUGUUGCCGGACAAGUGGAUGUGGAAGCUUUGCUUCAAGGAAGUCGAAGUCUACGAUUAGGCGAGUCUACCGCAUGGAAGUGGCAGACGGGGGAUAUCUGGACUGAUUCGGCGGACGUUGAGCAGUCAACUGUGAACCACCUGGCCCUGACUACCCUGAUUUUCCCGGACUCUAGCUCCAAAUCUGCCUCUACUGCCCCAGGCGCUGACGGCGUCCCAAUCCCGGCCAACGUCUCUGCCUUCCCUGUCCCGUAUACUCCCAACCUUUUCUCGCCCUUCUCUUACGAUUCUGCCCUCGCCUACACCUCGCCAUUUGAGCAGGUAUCGGAUCUUCUCAAGGCCGUCCAGGAGAUCCCCGACCCCUCCAGCGACGGAGAGGAGAUCGAAUCGAAGAAAUGGAUCAUGAGAGCUGCUCGUGGCGCUGCGGGAUCCCGUACUGCCUUCAAACUGUGGCUGACUGAUGCAUGGAGCUCUUUUGUGGACUUGAUCAAGCAUGCUGAGACCAUUGACAUUGUUAUUAUGACCCUCGGGUACAUCUCGAUGCACCUGAGCUUUGUGUCGCUCUUCUUCUCGAUGAGACGUCUGGGCUCAAACUUCUGGCUGGCUGCGACAGUCUUGUUCUCUGGUUCCUUUGCUUUCCUCUUUGGUCUUUUGGUGACCACCAAGCUUGGCGUGCAGAUCAAUCUUCUGCUGCUCUCUGAGGGUCUUCCCUUCUUGGUUGUGACUAUUGGAUUUGAGAAGCCGAUCAUGUUCACUCGGGCUGUUCUCAAUGCUUCGGUUGAGGGCCGCCGUCCUCGUCCUGGUGCGGCUCCCCGACCUCUGAGUUCCAGCACUUCUGGUUCCAUUCAAGAUUCCAUUGCAACUGCUAUCAAGCAGCAAGGUUUCGAGAUUAUCCAGCAUUACUGCAUUGAGAUUGGUUUGUUGGCCUUGGGUGCUGCUUCUGGUGUUCAGGGCGGUCUUCAGCAAUUCUGCUUCCUCGCGGCUUGGAUCCUUUUCUUCGACUGUGUUCUGCUGUUCACCUUCUACACCACUAUCCUCUGCAUCAAGCUUGAGAUCACCCGCAUUCGCCGCCACGUCGCUCUGCGCAAGGCUCUGGAAGAGGAUGGCAUUACUCACAGUGUUGCUGAGAACGUCGCAUCAAGCAACGACUGGCCUAACGUCGGAUCUGAGAGUGUCGAUGGUGAUACUAGCAUCUUUGGCCGCAAGAUCAAGUCCAGCAAUGUCCGUCGCUUCAAGAUCCUCAUGGUUGGCGGUCUUAUCCUGAUCAAUGUGGUUAACCUGUCCGCUAUUCCUUUCCGUAACACUGGCAACGGUGCUCUUAUCUCUCGUCUCUCUAACUUCAUGGCCCCCACUCCCAUUGACCCCUUCAAGGUCGCUGAGAAUGGAUUGGACGCCAUUUACGUGACUGCCAAGAGUCAGAUGCAAGAGACCCUGGUUACUAUCAUCCCACCUAUCAAGUACAAGCUCGAGUACCCCUCUGUUCACUACGCAGGUGCUGAUGCCCCUGGCUUUGACAUCGAAUACACUGAUCAGCUUCUUGAGGCUGUUGGUGGCAAGGUUCUCGAGAGUCUGCUCAAGAGCGUUGAGGACCCCUUCAUCAGCAAGUGGAUUAUUGCUGCCUUGACGCUUAGUAUCAUUCUCAACGGAUAUCUGUUCAAUGCUGCCCGGAGCUCCCCCCCUAAGGUGUACCCCAAGUUUAAGCCCAACGAGCAGGAGUCCACUCGCUCUCCUGAUGAGUUUGAAUUGUCCCUUCGUGGAAAGCUCCCUGGAUAUGCUCUUGAGAAGACUAUGGAAGACGAGAACUUGAUGAGCCGAGUGGAUGCCUUCACUCGUGCUGUUAAGAUUCGCCGAUCUGUUGUUUCUCGCACCCCUGCUACCGCUGACACUACCUCAUCAUUGGAGCACUCCAAGCUUCCCUACAAGCACUACAACUACGGUCUGGUUCACGGCGCCUGCUGUGAGAAUGUUAUUGGUUACCUGCCCCUCCCUCUUGGUGUUGCUGGUCCUAUCAAGAUCGAUGGCCAGAACUACUUCAUCCCCAUGGCUACUACCGAAGGUGUGUUGGUCGCCAGUACCAGCCGUGGUUCCAAGGCCAUCAACGCUGGUGGUGGUGCUGUGACUGUUCUGACCGGUGAUGGUAUGACUCGUGGUCCUUGUGUCAGCUUCCCGACUUUGGCUCGGGCUGCCGCUGCUAAGGUUUGGAUUGACUCCCCCGAGGGUCAAAGCAUUAUCUUCUCUGCGUUCAACUCGACCAGUCGUUUUGCUCGUCUCCAAAAUCUCAAGACCGCACUUGCUGGAACGUACCUUUACAUCCGUUUCAAGACCACCACCGGUGAUGCUAUGGGUAUGAACAUGAUCUCCAAGGGUUGUGAGAAGGCCCUUGAUGUCAUGUCUAAGGAGUGUGGCUUCGAUGACAUGUCCAUUAUCUCUCUCUCUGGUAACUUCUGUACUGACAAGAAGUCCGCUGCCAUCAACUGGACCGAUGGUCGUGGUAAGUCAGUCGUUGCCGAGGCCAUCAUCCCUGGUGAUGUUGUCAAGAGUGUGCUCAAGAGUGACGUCGCUGCUUUGGUUGAACUGAACAUCAGCAAGAACUUGAUUGGAAGUGCAAUGGCCGGUGCUCUGGGUGGUUUCAAUGCCCAUGCCUCUAACAUCGUUGCUGCCAUUUUCCUUGCUACUGGUCAAGAUCCUGCUCAGGUUGUCGAGAGCAGCAGUUGUAUUACCACCAUGAAGAACAACAACGGUGACCUUCAAAUCGCCGUUUCGAUGCCCUGCAUUGAGGUUGGUACUAUUGGUGGUGGUACUAUUCUGGAGGCGCAAGGAGCGAUGUUGGAGAUGCUUGGCGUCCGCGGAUCCCACCCCACUACCCCUGGCGAGAAUGCUCGCCAAUUGUCUCGCAUCAUCGCUGCCUCAGUUCUCGCUGGGGAGCUGAGUCUUUGCGCUGCUCUUGCCGCCGGCCACCUUGUCAAGGCUCACAUGGCCCAUAACCGCAGUGCGGCCCCUACUCGGUCGUCCACUCCGGUUUCGGCUGCCGUCAAGGCUACUCGUGGUCUCGCCAUGAGCACCCGAUAA